AUGUCUGACUCGGACCUUAUGAAGAGUGGGGGACCAGCCAUCAGGAGCCCUGAAUGCCGUUCGCCUCCAACCCCCAGGAUGGAGCUGCUCAGCCCUUCCAAGGUGAAGGACCGCUCUCAGAACGUCACAGAGAAGGUCACACAGGUACUUUCUUUGGAGUCUGAUGUGCUGCCUGAAUACAAACUGGAGGUGCCAGAGACAACAUGGUGCAUCCUGCUUCACUACAGCCCCUUCAAGGCCUUUUGGGACUGGAUUAUUCUCCUGCUGGUCCUCUACACGGCUGUUUUCACUCCUUACUCGGCCGCCUUCCUCUUGGAUGAACACGGGGAUUUACGUCAAAGGAGCUGUGGCUACACGUGUAACCCUCUGAACGUGGCCGACCUUCUGGUGGACGUGCUGUUUAUUGUGGAUAUAGUCAUCAACCUUCGAACAACCUAUGUGGACCAAAACGACGAGGUGGUCACGCAGCCGAGCCGGAUAGCCAAGCACUAUAUCAAAGGCUGGUUCCCCAUCGAUCUGUUCGCAGCAGUCCCGUUUGACCUUCUCAUUUUCAGAUCCGGCUCUGAUGAGAUGGCCACCUUAACAAGCCUACUGAAAACAGCUCGCCUGCUGCGAUUGGUCCGUGUGGCCAGGAAGCUGGACCGAUAUUCUGAAUAUGGUGCUGCCGUCCUCUUUCUCCUCAUGUGCACCUUUGUGCUCAUCGCCCAUUGGCUGGCCUGCAUUUGGUACGCUAUUGGCUUUGUGGAGAGGCCGUACACGGAGACUGGCUGGCUGGACAACCUGGCCGAACAGCUAGGAAAGACAUACAACGACAGCGACUCCAGUUCUGGUCCAUCAGUCAAAGACAAGUACGUCACUGCUCUGUACUUCACCCUGAGCAGUCUGACGAGUGUCGGGUUCGGUAACGUCUCUCCAAACACCAACUCUGAGAAGAUCUUCUCCAUCUGCGUCAUGGUCAUUGGAUCUCUCAUGUACGCCAGCAUAUUUGGGAACGUAUCUGCCAUCAUCCAGCGGCUGUACUCUGGUACGACUCGCUAUCACACCCAGAUGCUACGCGUCAAAGAGUUCAUUCGCUUCCACCAAAUUCCUGGUAGUCUGCGCCAAAGGCUGGAGGAGUACUUUCAGCACGCCUGGUCCUACACAAAUGGCAUUGACAUGAAUGCUGUGUUGAAGGGAUUCCCUGGGUCUCUGCAGGCAGACAUCUGUUUGCACUUGAACCGAUCUCUGCUGCAGAACUGCAAUGCUUUCCGUGGAGGCAGUCAAGCCUGUCUGCGUGCCUUAGCGAUGAGGUUCAAGACAGUCCAUGCUCCUCCAGGAGAUAUUCUGAUCCACUAUGGAGACAUCCUGGACUCUCUCUUCUUCAUCUCACGUGGUUCCAUUCAGGUCAUCAGAGAUGAUGUGGUUGUAGCCAUAUUAGAAAGUAAUGACAUCUUUGGUGAGCUUAUCCACCUGUAUGACGAGCCAGGAAAGUCCAACGCUGACGUACUCACCAUCACCUACUGUGACCUGCACCGAAUUCUAAGGGACGACCUGCUUGAGGUUCUGGAUAUCUACCCGAGCUUUGCGGACAACUUCUGGAGCAACCUGGAGGUCACGUUUGACCUGAGAGACGCUGAUCAAGUGCCACCAAUAAUAACAACUGACGAUUCUGGUGAUGACUGCGGAUAUCGACACAAACCGAGGCACAAAAUGCACUCUCUGGACUGCCGAAUUAGGCCAGAUGGAAUUGAUCACGAAGACUCGUACCCGCUUCAAUCCUUCCAUCACUCACCUGCUCAGGCCCACUGGGAGGAUGGCUGUAGCUGUGGAUCCUUGUGUUCCGAGUCAAGUGAUGACAUGGAAAAAUCUUUUUGCCACGGUGCCAAAGAAGAGCUUUACCCUCCAGAAGAUGCCAACUAUUCUCCCUCUGUAGUGCAACUGCUGUCGCCAAGUGGCCCCUCAGUGGGGCGGGAUGCAGUGCUGGACCGGGGCCACCAAGCUUCUUCUUUGAAUGUGCCCGAAAAGUAUGGAUACUGGCCGGAGCGUCAGUCACCACAGUUUUCCAGUCGCGCCUGGCGAUCUUCUUCUGUCCGCAACUCAUACCACCCACCACCGUUCACAGAAGAAAGGCCCAGCGAGCUCGAGUCUCGACUUGAAGUCCUUCAUUCACAGCUCAACAGACUAGAGACUCGCAUGACGGCUGACAUCAACGUUAUUCUGCAGCUUCUCCAGAGGCAGAUCGCUCCUGUACCUCCAGCUUACAGCACUGUAUCAUCAACUACCCUCUCUACUGAUUCACCGGGUCUGUACGGGGCUGGAACUCCAGUGCUGCACAGCAUGUAUCCCAUUUCCCCAAUCCAGACGCCUACACAGGGCUCGGACCAGGCUGACCUUAAAUUCACCAAGAAGUCCCAGGAGUCCCUGUCCAGCGGCAUCCAUGUGACUGUGGCGUCUGAUGACACCAUGUUCAUGACCGUCACCCCCGAAACCGACACCCAUCCAGGGUUAGUUCCACAGCUGCCCCAGCCGUCAGUCAAGUCCUCCCUCAUGGCCAACUCCAGGCCUUGUGGAAACCUCCGCUACCCUUCGCUGCCAGGGAAUCUGGACAUCACCUCAGGACUGGCCGAAAUCCAAAAACACCUCUCAGAUCCUGUGCUGCCUGUCAUCUGA
Stegastes partitus (bicolor damselfish) is the source of this 2649-nucleotide messenger RNA. RefSeq names its product potassium voltage-gated channel, subfamily H (eag-related), member 6b (gene kcnh6b). The record is from RefSeq and is a predicted model, not a curated record. Gene Ontology annotation, cellular component: plasma membrane. NCBI's taxonomy places the organism in Eukaryota, Metazoa, Chordata, Actinopteri, Pomacentridae. The coding region runs from base 1 to 2649 and encodes 882 amino acids. Gene Ontology annotation, molecular function: inward rectifier potassium channel activity. Gene Ontology annotation, biological process: regulation of ventricular cardiac muscle cell membrane repolarization; regulation of heart rate by cardiac conduction; membrane repolarization during cardiac muscle cell action potential. The transcript has 11 exons.